Molecule: messenger RNA, 1541 nt
Organism: Castor canadensis (American beaver)
Lineage: Eukaryota; Metazoa; Chordata; Mammalia; Rodentia; Castoridae
Gene: Znf444
Product: zinc finger protein 444
Biological process (GO): regulation of transcription by RNA polymerase II
Molecular function (GO): DNA-binding transcription factor activity, RNA polymerase II-specific; RNA polymerase II cis-regulatory region sequence-specific DNA binding
Source: RefSeq, a predicted model, not a curated record
GCGGUGGUGGGAAGGGGGACGGGUGAGUUUGGCGCAAAGCCUGCCGGGGCAUGGAGUCCCGGUGAGCUUUUGUGCGCAUGUGCGGGAAGGUGAGGGGGCUUGAGGGACCUCGCCCUGGAGCGUGAGGUGCUGCCCACCUGACCCAGAAGGCCCAAUGGAGGCCCCAGUGCCCCAACCCGUGAAGCAGGAGAGCCAGUCAGUGGAGACUCUGACCCUGGGCUCGCCAUGGCACCGGUUCCGCCACUUCCACCUGGGGGAUGCAUCUGGGCCCCGUGAGGCACUGGGGUUGCUCCGUGCCCUGUGCCGCGACUGGCUGCAGCCUGAGGUGCACAGCAAGGAGCAGAUGCUAGAGCUGCUGGUGCUGGAGCAGUUCCUGAGCGCGCUGCCUGCUGAGGUCCAGGCCUGGGUGUGCAGCCGGCGGCCCCAGAACGGCGAGGAGGCGGUGGCCCUGCUGGAGGGGCUCUGGGGCCCAGCGACCUCCCCAGAUCGGUUGUCAGCAAUGAAGGCAUCCCGGGACCUGGCAGAAGGUUGUGGGGUCAGUGUUGGAAAGGAGGAUAGUGGGAUGACUCCCUUAGGAGCCGCCGCCCCCGAGUCGGAGGCGCCGGCAACCGGGGAUGCCCUGGCCGCGCGGCCCUACAAGCAGGAACCGGGCAGCCCCCCGCCGGCCCCGCUGGCGCCCGGCCUGCCCGUCUUCCUGGCAGCCCCAGGCGCCGCGUCCUGCCCCGAGUGCGGCAAGACGCCGCUGAAGCCAGCGCACCUGCUGCGCCACCGGCAGAGCCACUCCGGCGAGAAGCCUCACGCCUGCCCCGAGUGCGGCAAGGCCUUCCGGCGCAAGGAGCACCUGCGGCGCCACCGCGGCACGCACCCCGGCAGCCCAGGCCUCACGCUGCGCCCGCUGCCGGCGCGCGAAAAGCCGCACGCGUGCUGCGAGUGCGGCAAGACCUUCUACUGGCGUGAGCACCUGGUGCGCCACCGCAAGACGCACUCUGGCGCGCGGCCCUUCGCCUGCUGGCAGUGCGGCAAGGGCUUCGGGCGCCGCGAGCACGUGCUGCGCCACCAGCGCAUCCAUGGCCGGGCGGCAGCCAGCCAGGGGACCGCGGCACCAGGCCCCGAGGGCGGCGGCGCCUUCCCGCCCUGGCCGCUGGGGUAGUCGGCCUGCGGCCACCCUGCUACCACCCCUGCCCUGCCCUCCCUCCCUAUGAGGCCUCGACCCUUACCCCUCCUGAGUGCGGUUCUCCUGCCCAGUGACGGCGUCCCCUCACUGCCCCCCUCCAUCCCACCAACCUUUCCCCGACAGGAGCGCAGGCCGGCCCAGGACCCGGCCCAUGUGGGAAAGGAGCCCCGGAAAGGAGCGGAGGCUCCUGGAUGAAGGGAGGCUGAGGACAAGGGUGUGGGUCUUGUCUCUCUCCCAGGACACAGUGGGGACGUGGAAGAGGGGGGCUGUGGUUCUGAGAAACUAUACCAGGGGCAAGGCUGCAGGCGCCCGAUGAGAUGUCCCAGAAGCGCGUCCCUGACAGUUCACCAGCAUCGAGAGUAAUAAA